Molecule: messenger RNA, 1095 nt
Organism: Panicum virgatum (switchgrass)
Lineage: Eukaryota; Viridiplantae; Streptophyta; Magnoliopsida; Poales; Poaceae
Exons: 6
Coding region: 221-793 (190 amino acids)
Source: RefSeq, a predicted model, not a curated record
UAAACGGGCUGGGCCCGUUUCCACCUGUGGUGACGAAUCGGUUAGUUUUGGGGUUGGGCCCUGUUACGAAAGGGCCGGUUUGGGCUGCGGGGUAAGAGGAGCCGACGACGGUGGCGGCGGCGGCGCAGCGGCGUUUCUCUUCAGGCGGCGGCGGCGGCGGCGGCCAGAAAAGGCUCAUCCACCGAGGGUGGCGCAGUCGGUGUUCGGUGCCGGCGGAGCAAUGGGUUUGGUCUCGGAAUCGCAGGCGAAUGGGAACCACCAGCCGGCGCCGGAAGAGGCGCAGCAAAACGUCGAGGAGGGCGAUGCCGGCGAGACGAUGGAAGGCGUCGCCUCCAUCGCCUUGCUGCCGUCCGGCGCUAUCUCCGGCCAUUUCAUCCGCCUCCCUGACUCAAUCUGCUACGGCCUCCAAGGCACCCCAAUAUCUUGCGAGAGGGAAUGCAGCCGAGGAGAGGAUUACCGCCUUUUAAAACUCACCAUCAUUGAUUUUAAGAGCAAGAGAGAGAAGGUGCUAGUGGUGGAGUGCAGGGGCCAUGACGCUGCUCGAUUACAAAACAUCGACCAUCUGCAUGGGUGGGAAGAUGACAUUGUUGGUUUGGUUGAAAAGGAACAUGGAAAUCAGAAAGUCUUGCUCUCUUUUGAAUGUGAGACACUGAAGGCUGAUAAAGACGCCGAAGAUCAUAUUAUCAAAUAUAUGCCAAACCUACGUGGACUGGAUGCAGUUGUAAACAUAGGCAAAAUGUGCAUCAGCGGCAUCAAUCUCAAAGAGGACGACGAACCAAAAGGAGACAACUGAUAGCAGAGACACUUGGCCAUUGUGUGCGAACGGUGUUCGUUGUUAUCCCUCCCUGUGUGCUUUCCAGAGUCACGGAUAAACUACUACUACUAGGCACCAGUUAACCCAUCGAACGUUUCACACCGCACUGACGCUGGUAAUCUGCCAAGUUCAUGUCUGAAUACCAAUGCUUGUAAUUUGAAUUUUGAAUGAUGUGGCCGCGGAUCGGAUUCAGAACCUGGGACGGUUCAAGCUGUCACGCGACGUUGUCUGCUGCUGCGUCGUGUGCAAAUCCCGAGGGGACUGACUGUACCCUUUGGUUU